AAGAAGCAGUAUCCCAUCUGGCUGGCAGACAUAAUUCACAUUGGCAGAAUCCCAGCCGAUCCAACUGUCUUCAGCCUUCAGGUUCAAAAAGAGUGGAACAAGAAGAAAAAAGACAAAAAGGAUGACAGUCCUGUGCAACUCUACCUUAUUCGCAUCGACGACAGUACAGCAGUGGAUACGUUCUUCGACGCAGUCAAUGCCUACAAGGCAAACUCCACUGCCCUUGGAGUGCGACCCGCAGAAACUGGAAGUCUUACGGAGGGACAAAACACCGUAACCACGCGCAACGAGGCAGAUGAAGAAGGCAGCGACGCGAACAAUGAAGACUCAGCAGCGGGAAAGAAGAAGAAGAAGAAGAAGAACGACAAGAAGAAGAAGGACAAGGAAAAAAAGACAAAGAACAAGGAAAAACAAAACAAAAAGGCAAAGGCCAAAAACAGUACAUCUGAGGCUCCACGGGAUUCCGACCAAGAUGAAGUGGUUUUAGGUGAGUCGGCGAGCGAUGCAGGUGCAGGUCAACCGCCCGCGGAUAGCCAGUACAGUUACUUCGGGUUUCCCGGCUCUGAACCAGACAUGCGUCGUAGUCAACCCAAAGGCGCCUCCCCCAGUCGCUAUGAGGACACGGUGAACGAACUUCCAGCGGUCAUUCAGCAAGGAAACAGGCCCGGCUACAAAGAGACCUACAUCGAGUACCCACCCAGAGUGGAAAAUAAUCGGGAGGCACAAAGGCGUAGGAGCCGUAUGGAGGUAGAUGCUUGGCCGCCACGGUCCUAUUCACGGCGAAGGGUCUCUAUGCCACCCCCCAGUGAAUCACCCAUGUCAUCUGCAUCCUCGGAGCUCACCCUCAGCUGUUCAGUGACUCCUACCUACAGGAACGUGGACAGGGAAGAAGGCUUUCGGGAGGACCGAAGGCGACGAGGAGGAAGGAACAAAAGUUACGUAUGUCGAGACCAGGAUUCCAUCUUCUAUGGUGCCCGUAUGUCCCCCAAUUCGCAAAUGUUGGACCAGUUCGUAAGGCAAAUGUGCCCCAUUAGAUAUGAAGAUUGA
Dibothriocephalus latus is the source of this 1047-nucleotide messenger RNA. NCBI's taxonomy places the organism in Eukaryota, Metazoa, Platyhelminthes, Cestoda, Diphyllobothriidea, Diphyllobothriidae. The record is from the annotation of a GenBank genome assembly.